CUUCUACUAGUGCUACUCAGACAGUGGUACUUAAUAUAUCGACGUAAAAUCUUUUACUAAUUAGAGGAAACUUAUACAUUCUAUUGAUUACAAUCUAUUUAUUUAUUAAAAAUUAUUGGGUUUCAAUCGAUUCGUAUGCCUUCAUCGUCUGAAGAAUUGGGAAAGAAUUGAACUUCAAAUCGUUAGUGGACCUUAUAGAUUAAUCUUUAAUUUCUUUGAUUUUCAAUAAGUUUACUAGAUUGCAUACGAAAAACGCAAUAUGAAUCUAAACUUGUCUGCUCAAUCGUAUUUCAAGCGAAUGUUUCAAGAGGUCUCUGAUUUAAAGGUCCUUUUACUAGAGAAAGAAACUACUAAGAUUGUUUCUUCCAGUAUCACUCAGUCAAACCUCUUAGAGCAGCAAAUAUAUCUGACUGUCCUUAUUGAAAACCAAAGAGAAAAGCUUAGACACUUGAAAUGCAUUGCUUUUCUGAGACCAACCUCUCAAACUCUUCGUUUUUUAUGCGAAGAGUUACGCGAUCCAAGAUAUUCAGAAUACCAUCUAUACUUCACCAACAUCUUGUCCAAAAGUUUUCUGGAGCGACUGGCUGAGUCUGAUGAUUUCGAGGUGGUGAAAACUGUUCAGGAAAUAUUCCUGGACUAUUUGGUAGUAAAUAAUGAUCUUGCAUCUUUAAAUGUCCCUCACGUGAUAGACAAUACGCCGGAUUCAUGGUUGGAUUCUGCCUUAGAACGUACACAGCAGGGCUUGGUUUCACUUUUAUUGUCUUUAAAAAAAAAACCUCUAAUUCGGUACGAUGUGAAUAGUUUUAUCAGCUUAAAGCUUGCUGAAGAAGUUAGCUAUGUUAUGCAAAAUGAAGGACAGCUUUUUAAUUUUCGAAAGUCUGAUACUCCCUCCAUUCUACUUAUAUUGGACAGAAAGAAUGAUCCAAUAACACCUCUAUUAACGCAGUGGACGUAUCAAGCCAUGGUUCACGAGCUUUUUGGGAUAAACAACGGACGCGUCAGUUUUCACAAUGCUAGCUUGCCGGGUGAGACAACUGAAAUUGUCUUAAAUCCGGCUCUUGACCCUUUUUACAAUGAAGCACGCUUUGAUAAUUUUGGUGAGCUUGGCGUUAAAAUUAAAGAUUAUGUUUCUCAAUUGCAGACAAAAUCCACGAAGAAGGCUAAUGACAUUGAAAGUAUCGCUGAUAUGAAACAGUUUUUAGAAACUUAUCCUGAAUACAGAAGGCUUUCCGGAAACGUAAACAAGCAUGUGUCUUUAGUCAGCGAAAUUUCCUUGAAAGUUCAACAGGAGAAUCUAUUGGAGAUAGGUGAAGUAGAGCAAUCAAUGGUUUGCAAUGAACCUCAAGCUACUGACUUUUCUUAUGUUCAAAGACUUGUAUCUUCUAAUAUUUCGGAAAAUACAAAACUUCGUUUGGCUACUCUGUAUGCGUUACGUUUCGAGAAAAUUGAUCCUGCGAAAGUAGCUUCUCUUCAAGGAUUGCUAUUAGCAAAUGGUGUGAGUCCCGCUAAAGCUUCUAUAAUUCCAACUUUAUUACACUUCUCAGGAGUCGCUGCUCGGCAAGGUGACAUUUUUCCGCCUACAAACAUAUUUUCAAGGGCUCGUAGUGGAUUUAAAGGGCUUCGUGGUGUAGAGAAUGUCUAUAUUCAACAUAGUCCCUUCCUCAAAUCCAUCGUACAAGAUUUACUACAGGGGAAACUUAAAGAAAGUACCCAUCCUUACUAUAAUAUUGACGCUACGACUGAAAAUGUUCAUGAGAAACCUCAGGAUAUUAUCAUAAUGAUGGUUGGUGGGGCUACAUAUGAAGAAGCCCGCUUUAUUUCAGAAAUCAAUGCUACGCACCCUGGAAUUCGAAUAGUUCUAGCCGGAACGACGAUUCAUAAUUCUUCUUCCUACAUUGAUGAUAUUAUGUACAUGGCUUCGAGAAUUAAAUAAACCUCCUUUAAUGUCCUUUUUUUAUAUGCAGUUAUGAUUCUUGCCAUUUUGCAAAGCGCGACCAAUUAUCAACGAACUUGUAAAACAAAGAUCUUGUUGGCGCGUUCAUUGAUGUGGAAGCCAUAUGCUUUUCGUAUGUGGACAAGUUGCCAUAAACCGAAUAAAAUGCCUCUGUAAGACGUUCUUUAGUGUCUAAAUCAAUUGUAUAAACAACUUGAAGAGAGAGAAAUUCAAUCAAAAGAAAGACAAAAUGUUUUGUUGAUGCUUUAAUAAACUGUCUUUCACUGUCUGUCAACGUAGACGCUUUUUUAUUUGAGUCAUGCAUUAAGUUUGGAUUCAUCCAAGUAUUUAACAGUCUUGAAAAUGCUAUUACGUUAUAAUCAGAGAUAGACAUCGAUGGAUUGAACCAUUUCGGUGUAUCCAUUAAAGCAUCAGUUUUGGAAGAGGUACUUGUAGUUUUCCUAAACAUGCAAUGCAAAAUUUUUUUCAAAAUCCCAAAAAGUACAUGGAAGCGCCCAGUCAUAUAAGAACGAUGGUUGUAUAGCAUCCCUCUUAAAAUGGAAAUAAUCCUAGAAACAACCAAAUUUUCAUCAUAUGAAAAGUUAAUUGAUUUCUGCGAACUCAAAAUUGAGGACACACUUGAUAAGAUAAAAUUAAAGGAAUCGACGUUGCAUACCUUGGAGGUUUUGUUUGCGAAUACAUCCAACACAUCUAAUAUAGAUAUGACUGUGAACGCAUCGAUUUCAUGGCUUUGUACAAGUAAUCCAGCACAAAAGCAUAGGACCAAACUAGUCAGACCUUUGUUGACUUCAAAGAUAUCGGAGCACUUAGCUAUUAAAGUAAUAACUUUCAACAGGAUUGAAUGAUCUAAGGCGUCGUGGGUAUGUAAGAUGGUUGACAAAACUUCAGUAACAACACUGGAGCAGCCUUCCAAAGUCAACUUAGAUAUAGCUCUUUCAAUAUCCGUACCUCUCAAGGUAAAUUCGUGAAGUAACCUUCGAUAAAAAACUAAUUGUGCAAUUAAUUUUAAGAAGUCUAGUCUAUCGUUAACCAACAACGAUUGAUAUGAUAUCCAAGCCUCUAAAAACGACAGAUCAAAAUUAGCAGCAGCCAACGAAGAAGCUGUAGACUCAACAUUAGCUCUAACUCUGUAAUAUAAGUUUCGUUCAGAUUCCAUUGGUUGAAAUGCACGAAGAAAGGCAUUGCAACAUUCCAAUAAUUUAGUCAGUAUUAAUAUUUGUGAAACAUCGAAUUUAUCUAGAAUACACGAUAUUUUAUUCAAGAUUAUUCCUGA
Molecule: messenger RNA, 3227 nt
Organism: Schizosaccharomyces cryophilus OY26
Lineage: Eukaryota; Fungi; Ascomycota; Schizosaccharomycetes; Schizosaccharomycetales; Schizosaccharomycetaceae
Product: vacuolar sorting protein Vps45
Exons: 4
Coding region: 260-1933 (557 amino acids)
Biological process (GO): intracellular protein transport; vesicle-mediated transport
Cellular component (GO): Golgi membrane
Source: RefSeq, a predicted model, not a curated record